Molecule: messenger RNA, 1145 nt
Organism: Prosopis cineraria
Lineage: Eukaryota; Viridiplantae; Streptophyta; Magnoliopsida; Fabales; Fabaceae
Exons: 1
Coding region: 174-1061 (295 amino acids)
Biological process (GO): root development; shoot system development
Source: RefSeq, a predicted model, not a curated record
AUAGCACUAACAUAUCUUUGAUCACUUCUGGUUCAAUAUAGAUAAGUUGGUUCCUGAUGGUACUUAUUAAAAUUAGAUAUUUGGCCUGUUCUAUCCUAUUCCCUUAGUAUAUAAAAGAUGAAAAAGCGAAUCAGUGAUUCAAUUUUAUCAUUUUUUCUUUCUCUUGAGGAAAAAUGGAAGCCUCUCAUUUGAACCAAAAACUCCAUAAUCAUGCUCGUUCUAACAGUUUGCCCUCAAAACCACACCCUCUCAUUCUACAAUGCAAAGAACACUUGGCCACAUUAGGAUCAUCUCUUUCCACAUCUUCUUCAUCACUCAGCUUCAAGCUAAGUACCCUACUUGAUUUGCAUGGUUGCAUUGAAAACUUAGUUCAACUUGGUGCAACUCAAGAAGCACUUGGAAAGGAACCUCGAGAAAAAUGGAUGGAUGAGCUCUUGGAUGGAUCUUUAGGGAUCCUAGAUGCAUGUACAUCUGCCAAAGAAGCACUGCAUCACACAAAAGAGUGCAUCCGGGAACUUCAUUCGACUGUAAGAAAACGAAGAAGAGGAGGCGAAAUGGAGCUUCUAGUAGAGGCAAGAAGAUUCUUGACCUCUAGAAAGGUGGGAAAGAAGGCCAUCUUGAAGGCCUUGGUGAAUUUGAAGGGAGGUGAAAAUAAAUGCAAUUCCUCCCUCACCAACAAAGACUCUGAAAAUAUGGCAUUGAUUAACUUGUUAAAAGGUGGUGAAAUGAUCACUCUUUCUGUAUUUGAAUCACUUUUGAGGCUUAUUUCAGGAUCAACACAAUCAAAACAAGGAAGCUGGAAGUUUGUUUCAAAGCUAAUACAUAGAAAAAGGAUAACUUCUUGCAUACUUGAAGCAGAAAAUGAUAAUGAAUUCGCAAAGCUUGAUGCUGAAUUACAAUCCAUGAUCCUCACGGAAAGAAGAUCUCAAAAAGUCAAUGAUCUGCGGAACCAUUUGGAAAAAUUGGAGUCUAGAAUCCAUGAGCUUGAAGAAGGACUUGAUUUUCUGUUCAGGCGUUUAAUCAAAAUCAGAGUUUCCCUUCUUAACAUCCUUAAUCAUUAGUUCAACAUGCCAGAGGCAUCCAAUUUUUGUAAAUGCCAUGGAUUUUAGUCCCCCCAUAUGCAGCUAUAGAUGCUUUCUUCAUUG